CCAAGUAGUUUGCACGACAAUGUUGUGUGUGUUGGAAUAGGCGUUUUGUUUAUUUUUUACACAGCGUAAAGUACGUACGGAAUUUGUGUUAUUUGCCUGUGGUUAAUUAUUUUCGUUUCUAUAAUUAAAAAUAUUGGUGUUCUAAAAGAUAAAAUAUUCGACGGUUUAAAUUAAUCUUUUAAAUUACUGUUGUUUUUUAUGCUAUCGAGAAUAAUGUGUAAAUAAUAAAUCAAACUCGAUUUUCAGCAACCACUUGGAUUAGUUUACAUCAUCGGCCCUCGUGGUAUUGCAUUCGGUGUUUAUAUUAAAAGUUAUAUUGCGGUUAUAAUCAGUUCGCGGAAUCAAGGAUGAGCUGAGGAGCACAAGUAGGAGUCUGUCACUUUUUAGUUUGACAAUCAUUUUGUAUUGGUCACCACUUAACUGUUUUCUAUUUGCACUCAUAUUCAGAAAAUAAAAAGAAUAUUUAACAAAAAAUAAACGUAAAUUAUUAGCACACCAUAAAGAACAUACUCGAACACUAGUCGAAUUAUGACAGUUACAUCCUCAGAUUUGUUCUCUCAUUACUCUGUUUUCAUUCGUUCGAUUUAUAAGUGAUCAGUCGCUAUCAUUUUUAUACGACACAAAGAAUCACGGUUUAUAUUUACUUCAAAAUAUUCACAGAAGUAUCAAGGAAUCUUUAUGGUUAAAUAAGAUGGGGUCUUAUUUUUUGUCAUUAUUAUUGUUUGUACUAAGUACUAAUGCAUUAUUGACAUUUUCACCAAACAUAAUACCAUCUUUGCCGAACACUAUUUUAAAUUCAAGUAAUCCAAAAUGUCAAAAAGACAGUAUAAGACUGCAAGAGAAUAUAAAAACCUCUACACUAUGGGCUCAACAAAUGUGGGAUGCAUCAGCAAAACAAGCGAUCGGCUUAUUGUCGGGCAAUAGAUAUCAAUUGGGAGACUUUGACGAAUGCUUACAAGUAGUCAGGCCUAUUAAAGCUCAAUAUUGUUUGAUAGAUAUUAAAAUUAAUGUUCCUCGAGAAUAUUCUCUAACGGAUCCUUAUACUAGAGAUUAUAAUCCAAUGCUUCCAGCGUGGCAUAAAUUGCACUAUGGUGGAGCAAGGUUUAAGCAGCGAUUAGAUAUGAUCAAAUGGGCUUUAUGUGUACCAAAAUCAUGCUCCCCCCUUGAAAUUCAAACAUACCUCCAAUCAUAUAUAAAAGAAAAUAACAUUAAUUCCAUUGAAAAAGUAUCAGUAAAUGAUAAAAUGUGCACCCAAGCUGAAAGACCAGGAGAUAACUACGACAAUUACGACAUGGCUUUUGUGUUACUGAUUUUAGUACUACUAUCACUAGUUAUGUUUUCAACGGUAUAUGAUUUUACGGUACACUCAAAACAACAAACUUGGCAGUGGAAUCAAGAAAGUCGUCGUGUUGAUUUACUUAUGUGUUUUUCCGGAAGACGAGCAAUGCAAAGCUUACAGCAGAGAACUUGUAUAAUAAGAGAUAUAGAUCUAACACCUCUUUGUGGUAUUUCAACCAUUUCUAUGGUAUUAAUUAUUAUUGGUCAUAGAUGGGGUUUUCGAUUACCUGGACCUUUGCAAAAUUAUGAAAUCAAUGAACAAGUUUUUUAUAAUUAUUUCAUAUCAAUUUUUACAUCACACAUGGAUUUAUUAGUGGAUACCUUUUUUGCCAUUAGUGGAACAUUGGCGAUUUUGAUUCUCCUUGAUCGCCUCGACACUUCAUUUGUACAUCCUUUUAAAGUAUUAGUUUUUAAAUACUUCAGGUUAACGCCAGUGUACGCUGUAGUUAUAUUUUUUUUUGCAACUCUCCAAUAUAAAAUGGACUCUGGUCCUCUAUGGGAAAAUUUCAUUGGGACAGACAAGGAUAAUUGCCGUAAAGUAUGGUGGCUUAAUCUCUUGUAUUUGAACAACUAUAUCGGAGUAGAUACAACUUGUGGCUUUCAUACAUGGUUCAUGCCUUGCGAAUUCCAUUUUACAAUCGUAGGAGUUAUGUUGGCUUUCAUCCUUCAUAAAAGUCCGAAAUUUGGUAUUUGUCUCACGUCCUUUAUUAUGGCAUUAUCAAUAGCUGUGCCUUUCACUCUAACUUAUAUUGGCCAGAAACCAGCAAACAUAGAAUUUAACAUGGAUUUUACAACAAAUCCUAUGAACAAUGAUUACUUUAUGUCAAUUUAUAUUAAAUCGCAUACAAGAGCUGGCCCAUAUAUCGUAGGUGCUAUAUUUGGUUAUUUGUUAUAUAAAAGAAAAAAAAGUUCACCUAAAUUAACAGCGGGAAACAGUUGGUUGUUAUUAAGUAUAUCAUCAUUAACAAUGAUGACUUCUUGGUUUAGUGGUGCUAUAAUUUACCACCCUUCUUAUGUUUACGAUCCCCUGCAAGCUGCUCUCUAUGGAUCAACUGUCCGAAGCCUUUGGGCUAUGGGAUUAGUUACUGCUCUUUAUGCCUUAAUAUUAGGACCACCAAAUUUUUUGAAAAAUACGUUAUCAUGGAAACCAUUUGCUGUACUAGCGCACUUGAACUUCAAUGCUUACAUGGUGAACACAAUACUACCUGUAGCUGAUACUGCAAGUAGAAGAACACCUGAUCACUUUAAUAUCAGAAGUUUUAUAUCUAAUUCUAUAUCAGAUACAAUAAUGUGCUUAAUAGCUGGUUUGUUCCUUUAUGUAUUUGUAGAAAGACCAUUCAGGCUUUUAAUUACUCAAUUAUUUUCUUCAAAACCAAGAAAAAUUCAAAAACGAGAAUGUGACUUAAAAGGAUCUGAAUUAGUAUACGAGUACAACAAAGUAUGAAUAGAAGUAGUAAAUAUGAUUAUAAAGACUUAUUUACAAGUUUAAUUUAUUUAUUUAAUCUUUUCAUUUUUAUUAUACUAUUUGUUUAGUUAUAAUACACUUUGUAUUAUUUAUACUUCGUCCAUAUUGGGCAUUUCUUGUAAAUCUAUUAUAAAAUAAAUAAAAUAAUUUGAUUUUUAUAGA
Messenger RNA from Daktulosphaira vitifoliae (grape phylloxera), 2965 nucleotides. Its product is annotated as nose resistant to fluoxetine protein 6-like. The transcript has 16 exons. Lineage: Eukaryota; Metazoa; Arthropoda; Insecta; Hemiptera; Phylloxeridae. The record is from RefSeq and is a predicted model, not a curated record. Gene Ontology annotation, molecular function: acyltransferase activity, transferring groups other than amino-acyl groups. Bases 692 to 2782 code for a protein of 696 amino acids.